Messenger RNA from Epinephelus moara (kelp grouper), 3838 nucleotides. RefSeq names its product major vault protein (gene mvp). The record is from RefSeq and is a predicted model, not a curated record. The transcript is spliced from 17 exons. Gene Ontology annotation, molecular function: protein binding. Bases 172 to 2817 code for a protein of 881 amino acids. Gene Ontology annotation, cellular component: nucleus; cytoplasm. Lineage: Eukaryota; Metazoa; Chordata; Actinopteri; Perciformes; Serranidae.
GGAUCAUAACACAGGGGACACGCCCACUAAAUUACAGUUCAGCUGUCCGUGUUUCCCCUGGUUCUUAAAUAAGUUUCCACCAGUGGGACGACAGUCUGAGAAGAAGGACCAAACUGAGCUGCCUGCCUCCUGCACACUCCUGCUGAGCCUCACGAGUGUUGAUUUUGGAUCAUGUCUAAGAAGUUGGGAAACCGCGGGCAGGAGAUUGAGACGCUGGUGGAGGCGUCCAUCAUCCGCAUCCCGCCUCAUCACUACAUCCAUGUGCUGGACCAGAACACCAACAUCGCCCGGGUGGAGAUCGGACCGCUCACCUACAUCCGCCAAGACAAUGAGAGAGUGCUGUUUCUGCCGGUCCGGAUGAUCAUGGUGCCGCCGCGGCACUACUGUGUGGUCAUCAACCCCGUGGCUCGAGAUGAUGACAACCAGGUCCUCUUUGACCAGUCAGGUCAGGCCAAACUUCGCCACGCUGACCUGGAGAUCCGCCUGACCCAGGACCCGUUCCCUCUGUACCCAGGAGAGGAGGUCCAGCAGGAUGUGACUCCGCUUCAGAUCGUGUAUCCCGACACGGCGCUGCGUCUUCAGGCUCUGCUGGACUUUGAGGAGGAGGGAGGAGAGAAGAGGGUGGCCGGAGACGAGUGGCUGUUCGAAGGACCAGGGACCUACAUUCCAAAGAAGGAGGUGGCAGUGCUGGAGACCAUCAAGGCCACCGUGAUCAGAGAGAACCAAGCUAUCAGACUGAGGGCGCGCAAGGAAGGAGUGGACAGAGGAGGAGUCCGCAGGGUCACAGGUGAGGAGUGGCUGGUCAGUAAGGUGGGAGCGUACCUUCCAGGUGCCCAUGAAGAAGUCAUUGACAUUGUGAACGCUUUCAUCCUGACUGACAAGAAAGCGCUUCAUGUUCGCGCCCUGCGGCCCUUUAAAGAUGCUGGUGGGCGGGACCGCCGCACAGGGGAGGAGUGGCUGGUCACCAUGGCCGACAGGGAGGCUCACAUUCCUUCUGUGGCGGAGGAGGUGGUAGGAGUGGUGGAUGUGACCACUCUGAGCAGCAGACAGUACUGUGUGAUCCUGGACCCAGUCGGACCCGACGGGAAACCCCAGCUGGGACAGAGGAAGGUGGUGAAGGGUGAGCGCUCAUUUUUCCUGCAGCCGGGUGAGCAACUUGAACAGGGCAUCCAAGAUGUCUAUGUGUUGUCGGAGGAGGAGGGUCUGGUGCUGAGAGCUGUGGAGGCUUUCACUGACACUGAGGAGCGCGAUGAGGAAGAAGAGGAGGUGGAGGAAGAGGAGCUGAUGCAGGAGAGGGCGAAGCGCUCGCGGAGAAGCGGCAUCCUCCGUCGCCCUGGAGACCGCUGGAUGCUACGGGGUCCCAUUGAGUACGUCCCCCCUGUUGCUGUUGAGGUGUUGGUGAAACGACAGGCCAUCCCAUUGGAUGAGAACGAGGGCAUCUACGUCAGGGACAUCACAACUGGAAAGGUGCGUGCAGUGAUCGGUCACACCUACAUGCUGACUCAGAAUGAGGAGCUGUGGCAGAAGGAACUUCCUCCCAAUGUGGAGGCCCUGAUAGUUUCUCCUCUCGAUCCGCUUGCCGACCGCUCGGACCGGACCAGAACCGGAGAGGCUCGGGUCAGGGACAAGACCAGGGUGGUUUCCUACAGGGUCCCCCACAACGCUGCGGUCCAGGUCUAUGACUACAGAGAGAAGAAGGCCAGGGUGGUGUUCGGACCAGAGAUGGUGAUGCUUGGGCCUGACGAGCAGUUCACCGUGCUUUCUCUGUCUGGAGACAAACCAAAGAGGGCCAACGUCAUUAAAGCCAUCUGCCUCCUGCUGGGGCCCGACUUCUUCACCGACAUCAUCACCAUUGAGACAGCUGACCACGCCCGGUUGCAGCUGCAGCUCUCCUACAACUGGCACUUUGAUGUAAAGUUUCCAGUGGACCCUGCUGAUGCAGCAGCUCUGUUUUCAGUUCCUGACUUUGUCGGAGACUCCUGCAAAGCCAUUGCCUCCCGAGUCAGAGGAGCCGUCGCCUCCGUGCAGUUUGAUGAUUUCCACAAGAACUCAAACCGGAUCAUUUGCUCAGCGGUGUUUGGGUUCGAUGAGAAGCUGGCGGUUCGUCCCAGCCUUCGCUUCAACCAGAACAAUCUGAUGAUCAGCAGCGUGGACAUCCAGUCUGUGGAGCCCGUUGACCAGAGGACACGAGAUGCCCUGCAGAAGAGCGUCCAGCUGGCCAUCGAGAUCACCACCAACUCCCAGGAGGCCGCUGCACGGCAUGAGGCGGAGCGCCUGGAGCAGGAGGCACGGGGUAAACUGGAGAGGCAGAGGAUCAACGACCAGGCCGAGGCUGAGAGAGCCAGGAAGGAGCUGCUGGAGCUGGAGGCACUCAGUGCUGCGGUGGAGAGUACAGGAGCUGCGAAGGCUGAGGCUCAGUCUCGGGCAGAGGCAGCUCGUAUUCAGGGAGAGGCGGCGGUUCACGAGGCCAAAUUGAAGGCUGAAGCUCAGAGGAUUGAGGCGGAGGCAGAGCUCGAGCGGCUGGCGAAGGCUCGUGAGCAGGAGCUGAGCUACAAGAAGCAGAUGGACAGUCUGGAGGUGGACAAGCAGAAGAGUCUUGCUUUCAUCGAGAGCGAGCGCUUCAGUAAGCUGGUGGAGAGUCUGGGCACCGACACGCUGACGGAGAUGGCCAGAGCCGGGCCCGAGCUGCAGGUGAAAAUGCUGCAGGCUCUGGGGCUGAAGUCGACCCUGAUCACAGACGGGUCUUCACCCAUCAACCUCUUCACCACAGCCAAUGGCCUGCUGGGGGCGUUGCCGGGACAGGGACUGGGACAGUGAGGAUAAGAAGAGGAGAUGGAAUAGGGAACACAAUGUCCAAAAGUAAACUUCAACAGAUGCUCGUCUUUCUGACACACAGAAACUUAAGAGUUUCUAAUGGCCGAUACUAUAGCAAGACAAUGUGCCUUUUAUAGAUUUAAAGAUACACUUCAUGGAUUGGCUAAAGCACCCCAAAAACACCCUCCCACAUCACUGUAGAUGUUUUAAAUAUCCACUUUAGGUGGUCACUUUUUUGCUCUGUAAGAAAACCAGGCAGUGCAUCUUUAAAAUCUUUAAUAAAACCAUUUUCAUGCCACGAUUUGCAAAAACUGAAAACUCUGGAGUUUCUUCGAGAAUUGAGUCUGAAAGAUGAAGUGUCUUAGUCUGUUUAUUUAGACUGUAGGAAACCAAAGUCCCUCCUUCCACGUUCCAACUCUGUACGUUUCCUUCACAUACCUGACAACACUUUGAUGGCCGACACAUUAAAACUGCGUGACACAAACUGACAAUAUCAGCCCUAAUCCUGUCUCUUUUCUCUCUUCAAUAAGCCUUACAUCUUGCUUUAGCUGACCCCCGGUAGUUGAAGUUGUCACCUCACUGUGAUGUGUGAUUACAGAUGAGGUCAGUGAAACAGUUUAUUGAUCUCUUUCAGCUUCUGUCACUUUUGCACUUUGAGCUCUUAAAAUGAGAAUCAGUGGUUUAUUUUUGGACAGAAAACCAGCAUGAAGACAUGUUGUGUAUCAUGGUGAAACAUUUAAAUAAACCUGUGCUGCAUAUGAAGAAGAAAUGUGCCUAUAAACAAACUGACAGUGUGUACUCAUAUAAUCUGACAGCUAGAGAUUCCUGUUUCUGCUUUGCACUAUGUCCUCCAGAAAUAAACAGUUAUUGCUGAUGUUUACAUGGUCGAUAUUAAACUUUUAAUGUUUCUGUGUGGUGGUAAUAAAAUAAAAUAGGAUAGUUUUGACCGCCUCUCUUUGCCUUACAAUCUGCUGUUGUUUCUACGUAAAGAACUGUGUGUGAGGCCAUUAAAAUACUGCUGCCA